AUGGCACAGGAAAGUAGCUCAGGCCGUGUCCCGCCAGCGUCUAGAAGACCCGCGGCGUCGAAUCCGACAUUUGGUCGAAAAUCCACCGGACAAGCUGGAGAAGUGCGACAGCAAUAUCCACUUCAACAGCUGUGUCAGCAGCAGCAACAACAGCAAUGUCCGCCGCAGCAGAAGUCUCAGAUUAGAAAGCAUAUGGACCGAAGCGCGAAUUAUUCAACCUCUGCUAAUUAUAAUGCUACUUCUGAUGCCAGAACUAGAGCUGUGCAACCAGCGAGGGCUGAGAGCAGUGUCGGCACAUCAUUCCUCGACAGAACCAGGCUGCCUCAAAAUGGUUUUGCUGCCGCCACGUCACAUUCAUCGUCCUCA
This is a messenger RNA of Gongylonema pulchrum, 366 nucleotides long. The record is from the annotation of a GenBank genome assembly. Lineage: Eukaryota; Metazoa; Nematoda; Chromadorea; Rhabditida; Gongylonematidae.